This is a messenger RNA of Zootoca vivipara (common lizard), 2021 nucleotides long. RefSeq names its product cholinergic receptor muscarinic 2 (gene CHRM2). NCBI's taxonomy places the organism in Eukaryota, Metazoa, Chordata, Lepidosauria, Squamata, Lacertidae. Gene Ontology annotation, cellular component: dendrite; synapse; plasma membrane. The record is from RefSeq and is a predicted model, not a curated record. Gene Ontology annotation, molecular function: G protein-coupled acetylcholine receptor activity; G protein-coupled serotonin receptor activity. Gene Ontology annotation, biological process: chemical synaptic transmission; regulation of smooth muscle contraction; G protein-coupled receptor signaling pathway, coupled to cyclic nucleotide second messenger.
UUCCCCUUCGCACUCCGCCUCCGAGCGCCGCGACUGGCGCGCAGUCGAAAACAGCCAAGCCCGGGCGAAGCUGGCCAGCCGGCAGCCGCCGCUCCGGAGCUCCGCCCGCAACUCCCAUGCCGAGGAGGCGAGAUCCUCGACGGGGUCACCGCCUGGGCUCUCGCUCUCCUGCCAAGAUAUGGAAGAACAAGAUACUGAGGCUACCGCUGGAUUCUGACUCUGCCGCCGUCGCCUUCCUUCACCGUCUCGCUCCCAGCUUUCUGUGGACUUCCCGAUUUGCUGAAAAUCUGCAACAGUGUGGAAAAGGAAUGAAACUUCUUGAAACUGGAUUACAGGUGAUGGCAUCAGGAAAACAGGCGAUGUGGCAUUGCAGGAGAGCUGCAUUCCCUUCAUGCCUCCGGUUGGCUUAGAAGACGCUAAUGUUACACCUGACAAGCGGCUAGAGCACCGAACAUUGAACCCAAGUCUCCAAAGGCUUAAGUGAUAUUUAUCUACCAGUUUGCUAGACGCAGACAUGAAUAACUCGACAAACAUAAGCUAUUUGGAGGAUGUGAUGCCCCUGGGGAGUCCUUAUAAAACAGUUGAGGUAGUAUUCAUCGUCCUAGUGGCUGGCUCCCUCAGUCUCGUGACCAUCAUUGGGAACAUCCUGGUGAUGGUGUCCAUUAAAGUCAACAGGCACCUGCAGACUGUCAACAAUUACUUUCUUUUCAGCUUGGCAUGUGCGGACUUGAUCAUCGGUGUCUUCUCCAUGAAUCUGUACACACUUUACACUGUGAUUGGCUAUUGGCCGCUUGGACCUGUGGUUUGUGACUUGUGGUUGGCGCUUGACUAUGUGGUCAGCAACGCCUCCGUCAUGAACCUUCUCAUUAUCAGUUUUGACCGAUAUUUUUGUGUCACCAAGCCUCUGACUUACCCUGUCAAGCGGACCACUAAGAUGGCAGGUAUGAUGAUCGCCGCGGCCUGGGUGCUGUCCUUCAUCUUGUGGGCACCCGCAAUUCUUUUUUGGCAGUUCAUUGUAGGGGAAAGGACUGUCCCCGACGGGGAAUGCUAUAUUCAGUUCCUGUCCAACGCAGCCGUCACCUUUGGCACAGCGAUUGCCGCUUUCUACCUGCCUGUUAUCAUCAUGACUAUUCUUUACUGGCAAAUAUCUCGCGCCAGUAAGAGCAGGAUUAAAAAAGACAAAAAGGGGGGUGGGCAAAACCAGGAUCCGGUUUCUCCAAGCUUGGUCCAAGGUAAAAUGGUAAAACCAAACAAUAACAAUGUUCCAACUAAUGAAGAUGGGGUGGAACAUGGCAAAAUUCAGAAUGGUAAAGCCACUGGGGAAUCAGGGAUGGAAAAUUGCGUUGCUGCAGAGGAGAAGGAAAGUUCUAAUGACUCCACCUCUCUCAGCGCUGUGGCUUCCAAUGUGAAAGAUGAUGAACCCAUCAAAGAGGAGACCAGGGCUUCUGUCUCCCAAGUCAACGCCAAAGUGGAGAACUCCAAAUUGACAUGUAUUAGGAUACUCACAAAGUCCCCGAAAGGUGACUGUUCUGGUUCUACCAACACGACCGUGGAGAUUGUAGGUCCCGAUGGGCAAAAUGGAGAUGAGAAGCAGAACAUUGUAGCACGUAAGAUUGUCAAGAUGACUAAGCAGCCUGCCAAAAAGAAGACACCUCCUUCCAGGGAGAAAAAGGUGACCAGGACUAUAUUGGCUAUUCUCCUGGCCUUCAUCAUUACCUGGACACCAUACAAUGUCAUGGUCCUCAUCAACAGCUUCUGUGCAUCUUGCAUCCCCAACACAGUAUGGACAAUUGGUUACUGGCUGUGCUAUAUCAAUAGCACCAUCAAUCCUGCCUGCUAUGCGCUCUGCAAUGCUACCUUCAAGAAAACCUUUAAGCACCUCCUUAUGUGUCAUUACAAGAACAUAGGAGCUACAAGGUAAAACAGUGAUAAGCGGGGUGUGGGGAAGGGAGAAGGAAGUUCAAAGUUUUAUAAAACUAUGCCACAGCACUUUAUGCUCUAGGAUGAAACCAAGAAGGCUA